AUGUCAAGUCUGCUGCCUAGAAGAGUCGUCAUUACAGGUUUAGGACUUGUCACCCCCCUAGGAGCUAAUGUUAACGAUACUUUUUCCAACCUCCUUGAGAAAAAGAGUGGCUUACGAAUGGUAACCCCAAAAGAUCUUGAGUUUUCAGACCAGCUAUCAGUGAAAACUGUAGGGUUUUUGGAUUCCUGGGACAAGGAAGGCUGGGUUAAGAAAGUCGCUGUCAUUAAAUCCGUUUAUCAUGCCCUUGGAUUUAACUGUGCUACAGAUGCUCUUAUAGACAGUGCUUGGAGCCCAAAAACAGAACAAGAAAUCACAAGGACUGGCGUUAUGUAUGGAAGCCCCAGAACAAGCUCGCCUGAUAUAAGUAUUGCUCAAAGAGAGGUUGUUAAGCAUGGUUAUAUCAGACUUGACCGUUUAAUCUUAUUUCUCCCUCUUAUACAUUUACUUUUUAAUCUAUGUUUUACAUAAUAUUAGCUAGUUUUCUUUAUAAUGUGUAUUCUAUUAAAUUUUUUUUGUUGACUAUUCCAUUACUUGUGUGCAAUAUAAUUUAUAAAAAUAUAUAAUUAUCCAUAACAGUGAAUUUUCUAAACUGAUUUUUUUGAAAUAUCUGCAAAUUAAGCUUUUUGUAAUCCAAAAGUUAGCAAAACUAAUCCCAAGCAUGAUUGUAGGCACCAUUUCUAUCCCUCGUCAUAUUUGUGGUUUCGCUAAUUCUUUUUGUUCAGGAAACUGCACUGGUGCUCAUGCAGUUGGGGACACUUAUAGGACUAUAGGAGUAGGUGAUGCUGACAUCGUUAUAGCAGGAGCUGCUGAACAUGACCAUGAUGCUGUCGUAAUUGAUGCUCUUACCAAAGGCAGUUAUGGCUACAAUCUUAACGCUGACGAAAACCCUUCUGCCGCAGUAAAACCAUUCGACACACACCGUAAUGGUUGGGUUUACAGCAUAGGAGGAAGUGCCUUGAUUCUUGAAGACCUUGAACAUGCCUUAAACAGGGGUGCCAAAAUUUACGCAGAAAUGGCAGGUUAUUCUAUGCUAUCUGAAGCAGGCACACAAACUGCAAGAGAAGGAAACGGCAUUUAUAGGUCUAUGAAAAGAGCUAUAGAGCAGGCUGGGCUUAAUAAGGACCAAAUUGAUGCUGUUUUUGCAGGUGCGUCAGGAAAUUUUGAAUGGGACGAAGGAGAGGCUGCUGCUAUUUUGAAACUUUUUGGGGAGAAAGGACCAGCAGUAACUUCAACCAAAGGAGGUAUUGGACAUAUGCAAGGCACUAGUAGUGCAUUAGAUUUGGCAAUUGCAGCUCUUUCAAUGCAGAGAGGAGUUAUUCCACCUAUUACAAAUCUUGAAAACCCACUCAGCGUCCAAGGGAAAAGACCUGACUUUGUGACAGCCGCAAGGGAAAAAAGAAUCAAAGCUAUUGUAGCGAACUCUAUUAAUUAUGAUGGGACUGGGUACUGCUCAGUAGUUCUUAAAGCAUUCGAAGGGAGAUAA
Molecule: messenger RNA, 1483 nt
Organism: Blepharisma stoltei
Lineage: Eukaryota; Ciliophora; Heterotrichea; Heterotrichida; Blepharismidae
Source: the annotation of a GenBank genome assembly